Messenger RNA from Podospora pseudocomata, 3869 nucleotides. RefSeq lists its product as uncharacterized. The transcript is spliced from 5 exons. Bases 824 to 3529 code for a protein of 901 amino acids. Lineage: Eukaryota; Fungi; Ascomycota; Sordariomycetes; Sordariales; Podosporaceae. The record is from RefSeq and is a predicted model, not a curated record.
UGCGAACUCAACAGCCUCCCGCCACGACUACUUAGCUUUCCCACUGGCUCACCUUACCCUUCGUCUUUCGAUUUAUCCCCUUCGAGUAUCUUGACAACUUAUCUUGUUACCUCAACAGGCUGGAGAUAUCUUCCUGGCUUCCUUGCCUCCGUGGUCUUGACAACACGACCACCCAAAGGUCCCCGUCGGCCGACAAUCUCCCUCACCACCCAAGGGAACUCAGGCUUGAUUGACGAUCUAUCGUGACCUCGAGUUGUGUUUCCAUCAUCGUCGCCACCAUCAAGGCAUGUACAUAACAGAGUCGAAAAUAAUUGCAGACGUCUAACAGAUCGACUCGACAGCUCCCCGGUAUUAUUCCGCUUUGCUCCAAGAAACCAAUACCGACGACUCUGCUACACGCAGAAAACGAGUUUGAUACAUUCGUUGUCUUUGUUCCAUCACUCUGAGGUGGGCAGCUCAUUCGCGUAACCGAGCUCCCGAGUGGCCGCCUCUAAGAAGCUUGCACUCCCCACUUUGCCUGCUUACCUCUCCACAACAUUCUCUCGUUCUUCGAUCUUUACCACUCUUCGCCAACCUCCUGCCUCUGUUCAACCCAAAGCGUCUAGUCAAACGAUCCGUCAGGAUCUUGUCAUAUCAAUUGCCUUUGUAACCAUCUUUCAGAUCGCUAUUAUCAAUCAGUUGUCGUGAGCAACGUCUUGUCCUACUUGACAGGGCACGGCCUUUCGAUUGGAUCGACUCCAUCACUCGUUACAGACCCGGUUUAGGUCACUCGUUUGCUCAAACAUCACAACUCCUUCAAGAAUCAUACGGGCAUCUAGUCAUCAUGUCGAUCGACAAAGAGAACAAGAAGACCUCAGAGGAGCUGGCGGAGGAGGCCGCUAUCCAGCAGGCCAUGAUGGCGGAUUUGGGAAUCGGCCGCCUGGACGAACUUCCCGUCGAUGACGGCGAGUUGGCAGCCAUGAAUAAAAAGAAGGGAGGCGGAAAGAAUGGCCGACAUGGUCGGGGUGACCGGGGCGACCGUGAGCCCAGACAAGAGUAUAUUCGUCGGCCCCAAAUCCAGAAUGAUGCGCUCGUAGCGAGGGGUGCGAAGAUGUCGAAUGUUUGGCAGGAUGCCAUUGCGUCCGGCGUCUUCGAGGAUGAUGACGCUGCCGCGGUCAAAGGGCUUGCUGAUCUUGGAGGUCCUCGCCUUCACGAGCUGAAGGCAGAGGCCAAGAGAAAGGCGACGGCUUUGCUGAAAUAUCAGGAGAGCCAGAGCCGCAAUAACCUUCAUCCCUAUGCGACCCGAAGUCAGAUGCCUCCGGCCCAGGAGCCACAUCACUCGUUUGCGCACGUUCAGCAAAUGGUCAAGAGCGGGUCCCCGUUCGUAAGCAACCGCAGCCGCAAGCAGAAGAUGUCCAGCUCCAGAAAUGCCGGUCCAUCCCGGCUCCCAUCAGCGCCUGUCCACCUCCGGCAGCCGUCAGAGUCUGCUCCCCUUCGCCAACCGGUUUCGAGCCCGCUCCCAGGCCCCUCCAGGAUUGUGCAGCAGGCUCCUAGAGACGUCCCAGUCCUGCCAUCCCAAUAUGGUGGGAACCAACAUGUCGCCAACCCUCUCCACAUGGUCGCUCGGGCAGAGGUUCUCCUCAACCCACCUGGAAGAAAUCAGCCGUUGCCUGCCAUUGUCUUCUUGACAGUGGCUCCAGCUCCCACACUGGGCUUCUGCAUGAUGUUUGCCGAAAACAAACUAUUCGUUCAGUUCACCAUUGCCGAAUAUCAGGACUUUGUCUCAAGCGACCUGACCCUCUCUCUUCAUUUUGGACAGAACGUUCUGUAUUUCGGCCUGACUUUCAGUACCGCUGGUGAGCUUGAGAGUUUCCUCAAAGUUUUGAGAGACCUCAAAGCUGGCAAAUAUGCCGUGGGGGCUUUUGAAACCUCUGGGCAGAAGCCUGCCCCAGAGCCAUCGGUUGCUCCCAAGCCAUCGAUUGCAACUCAGCCGCCGGUUACUCCAGCAAACGCUGCUCCCGCGAACGAAAACACUACUGUGAUUCGUUUACCACCGGUCAAGCCACAGGCUAGCGUGUCCAAUAACAGGGCGGUGCAGUACGCUUCUCGGUUCAUCACGGGCGAAGCCAGCGGCACGCGCCAACACGAUGACGAGUCGGAGCUCAAAGCGACACAAGGUGUCCUUAUCAAUGUCGAGGGGAAGGACACCAGUCCGGUCCAAAAGCGUGGAAGUUCGGAGGCAUCGGCACUGCUCUCGACCUUGGAGCCAUACGGCAACGAAGAUGCCUUGGAGGUGGCGCCUGCUGUGACUUCGCUCGGCCACGACAUCAGCAGAACCAGCACGCCAGUAGAGAAUGAUGCUUUGACACACGAACCAGUCAGGCUAUCAGUGCCUGAUGCAGUUGCCAUGCUCCGAAACAUGCUCACGGCUUUUCUCAGGAAGAAGGCUGGCGGGAAGACCAAGCGGGAGAUUACCGCAACUGUUGAAGGUAUCCGCGAAGCAUUCAUCGAUGUGGUCUGCCAGGACCACACCAAGUCCGAGCGACAAGAGGUAGUCGCACAGAUAGAGGACUAUCUCAACUCCUCUGCAGUGGCGUUUGUCAAGCCCCGUCGUUUUCAGUAUACGAAUGAAGAGAUGAUGGCCAUGAAGGACUCCCAGGUCCAACCCCCGGCCUGGUUGGCAGAUGUCCCGUAUCCACACGGUAAAGAUGGGGCCCCCACUCCUCCUGAUGACGGUGUUGACACGAAGGAGUACAUCCGGAAGUCCACCAUUGGUAUGGACUGGGUGUUGGGGAAAGCAGAGUCAUCCGCUGCCACAACUCAAAAGCAGCCUAUGACUAUCGUCAAAACGGAGUCGUCCGUGGCCGUGGAGAACAUUUCACCGCAGGCAUCAGCUGCCGCCUUGAAGCCAGUCCAGGCCCCUGUGAAGCCCAUGGCUGAAUAUCGAAAACUCGAUGCUGGACUUGGUGCCUCACGGUGGUCCUCGACCAUGGAUGCCCCCCUUCAAAACAGUAAUGCUUUCACGGGACUCCCGUACGAAAAGCGCUGGAAGGAGGAUAGCUAUUUCCACGACCUCGCUCAGCUUGACCCUGAGACCAGGAUUGACGAGGCUGAGAACCUGGAGGACUUUUUCUUUCCGGGUUCGCGUGCUGUCGGGGACCGUCCCGGAGCGCUUGCGACUUUGCAGCCGUCUGCCCGCGAUUUGGGCAGUGACACCCAGGUGGGCGAUCUUGACCGCCGAAUGUCACGGCUCACUCUUGAGUCACCGGCAGGGCCACGAGCGACCUCGUGCUCUACCGUGCGUAUAGACGCGUUCGAGCAGGGAUCACAACUGAUCCCCAUCGAAGAGCCAACUCCGCCGUUGAACACGGCCGCGCGGACGUUCACACCGACUGCUCGCGCAUUCGCGCCUGCAGUGGCCACACCACCGCCCGCAAACACGCGCAGAUCAUCCAGUGCGUCGACUUUGCGCGGCCUUGGAGCGUCCCGUCAUGCCAGCAGAGCCGCGCUGCCGACCGCAGGCCGCUUUAAUUUUCACCUUCCCAAGUGAAUUGGCAUGGUUCCCACAUUGGGAUAGAGGAGAUGGAGCUGACAUAUGAUUAAUAUCGGUGCUAUUUGGAGUAGCACAGAAGAUUUUCAUGGGAGCAUAUUCGUAAGACUAAGAGCGCGGCGGAAAGCGUUGUGAAGGGAUUUGCUAGUUGUUUCGAGAAGGCGUCUGGAGUGGGGAGGAGUUUGCUUAUCCGCGAUGGGAUCUUGGGUUCGGAUAUCAACCACUACUUGGCAGCAUGGGCUGCGUGAGUGUUCUUGCUUUUGGAUCUGCAGAGGCACUCGAUUGAGACAGAUGAAGAAGAUUCUUCGUUCUGAAUUAAUAGCGAUGCCAAUUCUGACUC